UGCCCGCUCCCAAGAUGGCGGUGGCGGUAGCGGCCAUGGGCAGCCUGCGGCGGGCGGGCUGGAGGUUGUUGCGCUGCCCCGCGGUGGUCAGAUGCCAUUUGUACCCUUCACAGCGUACCUUCCGAGCCUCAGCUGUGCUGAGAAAAAUCUCAGAUGAGCAGAAACAUGAGACACCAUCAUCAUCCUCCCAGCAACAUUUUGAAACGUACCCGACAGGUGACCAGCCUGACCAGGACCCCCAAGCCUCACGUCCCAGUUACACUGGUCAUGGUGGUGAAGAGUCUGAGGACUAUGAAAGUGAAGAGCAGCUGCAGCUUCGAAUAUUGACAGCAGCGCUGGAAUUUGUGCCUGACCAUAGCUGGACAGCAGAUGCUGUUGCGGAGGGAGCCAAGUCACUAGGUCUCUCUGUUGCAGCAGCUGGAAUGUUUAACAGUGAUGGCAGUGAACUGGUCCUCCAUUUUGUAUCCAAGUGCAACUCCAAACUCUUGGAGCUGCUAGAGCAAGACCAAAAACUGGUACAGCUGGGCCAGGCAGAGAAGAAGAAGACAGAUCAGUUCUUAAGAGAUGCAGUGGAAGCCAGAUUGAAGAUGCUGAUUCCAUACAUUGAAAGUUGGCCCCAGGCUCUCAGCAUUCUUCUGCUCCCACAUAACAUCCCAUCCAGCCUAAACCUCCUCACUAGCAUGGUUGACGAUAUGUGGCAUUAUGCAGGAGACCAGUCCACAGAUAUUAAUUGGUACACUCGUCGGGCUGUGCUGGCUGGCAUCUACAACACCACAGAGUUGGUAAUGGUGCAGGACUCAUCCCCUGACUUUGAAGAAACUUGGCACUUCCUGGAAAACAGAAUAGCUGAUGCCAUGAACAUGGGUCACACAGCUAAGCAGGUACAGUCAACAGGAGAAGCACUUGUCCAAGGUCUAAUGGGAGCUGCAGUUACUAUAAAGAAUCUGACUGGACUGAACCAGCGUCGGUGAAAAGGAGGAGAAGGGAGCUGAGCAUCUGUGCCAUCCAUACCUUUGCCUGGAAGACAUUGAAGGCUGCAUCCCAAAAUGGGCACAAGAACAUGGAGCCUUUGGAGUGAACUUCACAUGCAGCAUUACAUUUCCCCAAGUACAGGAGCCUGCCUUACAGUACAGCAGAAGGGGCCCAGUUUUCAGGGGUUUAUAAAUACUCUCUGGGCUUUUUCCUGAGUUUCCUAAUAGAAUUAGAUUGUCUCAGCCUCCCCAUUACAGCAAAGCCAAAACUAUCACCAUGCUAAGGCAGGGCAUUAUGAAAAAACUAUGCAUGACUAAAGAGUGACUGACUGGAUAAACCCAGUGCCUAAGAGUUUCUCUCUUGCCCUCUCAUCUGCUCCUCUGUCCUGUGUAGCCCGUGCACAUGGCGUACUCACAGAGGACAAUGUUUUCAUGUCACUGAUGGAAAUGACCUCAGUGCCGCCAAAGGAGCAGCGUUCACUGGUGCUCUUUUGUUGGCUGUCGUUCAGACCCCACUUAGCUGUGUCUGACACUGUGAUCCCACUGCUGGCUUUGUUUCUACUGGGCUUAAAGAUACCAAACAGGAUCAUGAUGCUUGGUUCAAACAUGUGGCACAGACCAUGGGCUGUUGUAGCUGUAGGGUCCUGGCUAAGCAGACCCCCACUGCCUGAGCUGUUUGUAAGCAGGCUGUAAAGAAUUAAAACCCUCACACACUCA
This is a messenger RNA of Alligator mississippiensis (American alligator), 1688 nucleotides long. RefSeq names its product coenzyme Q9 (gene COQ9). Gene Ontology annotation, biological process: ubiquinone biosynthetic process. Gene Ontology annotation, molecular function: lipid binding. Gene Ontology annotation, cellular component: mitochondrial inner membrane. The transcript has 9 exons. NCBI's taxonomy places the organism in Eukaryota, Metazoa, Chordata, Crocodylia, Alligatoridae. The coding region runs from base 15 to 971 and encodes 318 amino acids. The record is from RefSeq and is a predicted model, not a curated record.